AUGAGCUCUUUGAGAUUGUCUCUUCCUCGCUUCUCUCCCUUCCUGCGCAAGAGACCGUUCUCUAUACCUUCUCACGGGCCACCUUUACCGCCGGGCAUAUUGGUUGAUGAAGAGAUCUCGCCAUUCUACAAUUCGAAGUGCUUCUACCCAGCUAAGCCUGGGGAAGUACUCGCUGAUCGCUACCACAUUGUAGUCAAAGUCGGCUGGGGCGUGUCUUCAACCGUAUGGCUCGCGCGUGAUCUACAACGCCAUAUCGAAGAGCCGGAGACCAUCGUGGCACUGAAGAUCGCCAAUAACAAUGCGCACGAUGCCGGUCAUGAGCGCGAGGUUGAAGAGCAUAUUUCCACCGCAGACCCCUCACAUCGCGGCCGCUCACUAAUCCGCACAUUGCUCAACUCCUUCGAGGUCCAAGGCCCGGAAGGAUCUCACUCGUGUCUUGUGUACCCGCCGCUGAGGGAGCCCCUUUCGAGGUAUCAGCAGCACUUCGUUGAUGGGAGGAUGCCACUGCCCCUUAUCAAAACUUACAUCCGUACCCUGCUCAUGGGGCUUGAUUAUCUCCACCAAGAAUGCAGGGUAGUCCAUACAGAUCUAAAGCUUGAGAACAUCAUGGUCUCCUUCGAGAAUCGACCAUUGACUCGACAGGACGACCAGUAUACCAAUCCCGUAACGAUUUCGGCCCACUCAAAAGCCUCAGGAGUAUCCCCCCAGCUUGUCGACUUUGGCCUGGCCACCCGACUGGAGGAAGACGACGACUGGGGCAUCUGGCCAAUCCAGCCGGACCACUACCGAGCGCCCGAGGUGAUCCUGGGUAUUGGAUGGCAAAUGCCUGCCGAUAUUUGGAAUCUAGGUGUUCUGUUGUGGGAUCUUGUCGAAGGUAGGGAGCUGUUUCAGCAUAUCCACGACCAACACGGCCGCUAUGAUGCAAAACUGCACAUCGCGCAAAUGAUAGCCUUACUUGGUCCCCCGCCUCCCGAAAUCCUGCAGAGGUAUCAAUCCAUGCGCGAGUUUUCGUUACCAGGACCUGUCCGACGAGAAGACGGCAGAGUAUGCGAGAACGCGGAAGAGUACUUUUGUGGGCCGUUCUUUGACAAUGAUGGUCGCUUUCUCUACGAAGAUCUGAUUCCCGACCGGCGUCUCGGCGAUACGGUUUCCUUCCUCCAAGGAGAGGAGAGAGAGGCGUUUCUGGAUCUCGUCGGGAAAAUGCUUCUCUGGAAUCAUAAUUACCGACGACUGGCAGGCGAACUGGCGGGGCAUCCUUUUCUUUAA
This is a messenger RNA of Aspergillus aculeatinus CBS 121060, 1266 nucleotides long. RefSeq names its product kinase domain protein. NCBI's taxonomy places the organism in Eukaryota, Fungi, Ascomycota, Eurotiomycetes, Eurotiales, Aspergillaceae. The coding region runs from base 1 to 1266 and encodes 421 amino acids. Gene Ontology annotation, biological process: regulation of mRNA processing; spliceosomal complex assembly; protein phosphorylation. The record is from RefSeq and is a predicted model, not a curated record. Gene Ontology annotation, molecular function: ATP binding; protein kinase activity. The transcript has 6 exons.